Boleophthalmus pectinirostris (great blue-spotted mudskipper) is the source of this 1617-nucleotide messenger RNA. RefSeq names its product pre-B-cell leukemia transcription factor 1-like. Bases 841 to 1098 code for a protein of 85 amino acids. Gene Ontology annotation, molecular function: DNA-binding transcription factor activity. Lineage: Eukaryota; Metazoa; Chordata; Actinopteri; Gobiiformes; Gobiidae. Gene Ontology annotation, cellular component: nucleus. The transcript is spliced from 4 exons. The record is from RefSeq and is a predicted model, not a curated record.
AGAGAAAAACAGAAAAAUAGACAAUAUUAUUAGAAAUCCUUAGGUAAAAGUCCACAAUUUAAGUACUAAGCACAUUUUGUAUUUAGUUGAAUAUUUUUAUUGUACACUCACUUGGUUCAAGAUGCUCUGCGAUGUAACAGUACCCAUGAGGAAUUGAGUCCUUAUCUGAAAUAAUUUGAACAUCUGACACCACCAUGCCACCAGUUAAAUCCUGUAAAAGGAGAGUUAAAGUUGACACAUACCAUGCAGUAGUAAUUUAAUCAAACUAUUUCUAAUCUGAACAUUUGGGAGAUGACCUUGCUGUAACAAAGAUAGUAGCCAGACUUCAUUGCAAAGCUACGUGUAAAAUUGGCCGCGGCUCCAUCUUCUGUUAAGCUUAUCUGCAAAAUAAAAUAUAAAUAUACAAAAAACAUGAAAUGUACAAUUUCUGAAGCAAUUAUAAAAAAGGUGAACAUGUGAGAAUAUAGUAGACAUAUUUCUUCAUCCACAAUGGGAUAAGCAAUGAAGCAACUUUAAAGUCUACACACAGUCCACACUACUGUUUCUUAUGUAAAUGUGAUGAGACAUGUUUUAUUUUUCCUGCCCCUGAGAAUGAUAUCUGUUGUCGGCCAUAUCCAGAAUAAUAUCUUGUAUUUCAUGCAAUGAUAUCUGUAUUAUUUAUCCUAAUUACUGUUAAAUGUGUUCUUACCAGUGUGAAAUCUUUGGGACAAGUGCUGGUAUUGGAAGUCCAGGCAACAGCUGUGACUGGUCGUACCUCUCUGUGUGGAAUUACUAGGGACAUCUGGGUAAAGAGAACAACAAAAAAGUGUCCACUCUGUCAUAAAUGCCAUACUAAACACGAUGUCUGGUCAUAAUGGACAUUCUCAUGAGGGUGUGAGCGACCAUCAUAUCCCAGAGCAGCCACAGCGGGACAUAGGAGAGCUCCUCCAGCAGAUAAUGGUCAUCACUGAGGACAGCCUUGAUGAGGCCCAAGCCAGGAAACAUGCAUUAAACUGUCACAAACUGAAACCUGCUCUCUUCAGCGUCCUUUGUGAAAUUAAAGACAAGACAGUGUGUCGCACUCUCUUGGAUUUUUUUCUUGGUGAUAUUUUUCUGUAAGUCUUCUACUGGCGGCCAUGAUGAUUUUUGUUGAUGAAGGCCUCCAAAUAUUCAGAUCCUGAAAAGGCUAGAGGAAGCUACUACUGGAGAAGCGUCAAACAUCAGACGCUUUUGACUGACAAAAUGAUGGGAGCAACAGGAUCCACUAAUCUGGGUGAUUAACUUUAGGAAUUUGACAAAAACGUGGUGCUGACAAAGCUGUUGAUAUUAAUUACAUUAGUAAACUGAGCAGACGCAACAGCUGAGAAACUGACCUAUUUUCAAGAUAAUUUUUUGUAAUAAAUAUAUAUUAGUUAUUCUUUUGAAUAUUAAGCAGCCAAGAUCAACAAUGAACUGUACAAAGUGUUUUGUUCUACUUCAUUACUCCCAGCACUUUUAACAAAGUUUCAACUAAUAUUUUAAGGCUUCCUGAAAUAAUUUUGAUACACUAGAUGACUAUGAAAAUGGUAGGUAAGGUAAAUUUUACCUCAGUAUAACCCUUAUCUUUCUUUAUGAAUGUUUAUGUAAAUGUGCCGCUGC